Molecule: messenger RNA, 795 nt
Organism: Tremella mesenterica DSM 1558
Lineage: Eukaryota; Fungi; Basidiomycota; Tremellomycetes; Tremellales; Tremellaceae
Exons: 1
Coding region: 157-675 (172 amino acids)
Source: RefSeq, a predicted model, not a curated record
GGUCACAUACGUGUAGCCGAGGAUACGAAUGUCAGCGAUGAACGGUGUUCGCGCCAUCGUAGUCCGCCUCCUCGAACGUCUGCCAGUCGAGAACGUAGAGGUUCGAGAGGGCGACUUUCAGAUGCUGGUCCUCGUCUCGGCCGAGCAGGUAGUCCCAUGCCAUCCAAAGUUUUCACCAGUAGUGACGAAGAAGAGCCAACAAAACCAUCACAUCCUCAACGGGGAUGGCUCAGCGACGACUACGGCAUGCGUAAACACCCGGCUCAUCCACCUGUCCCUCAUAUCUCUACGUCGGCUCGUCAAGAUCCCGCUGCUCACUCUGUCCCCAUGGCUCGAUCUCAGUCAUUAGCUGAACAAGGCGUGCGAGGCUUUUUACGUCGAGCUUCCGAGCAUAUACCGGGCUUCAAACGAUCCGACCCCGCACCUCCCCCCGAAAAUGACAAAACGACCGGCUCUGUUCCACUUGUUGCGCAGUCUACCUGUCCUCCUCAAGUGGAUGCUACCCCGGCGACCGCUUCCUCGCACGUCAACUCGACAGAUCUUGUGCAUCAGCUGGAAUUGACGCUCUCGCUGGGUCGCCCAGUCGACCUCGCCCGGUCCCGAUCGCUUGGUGCCAAGGUUAGCUUCAAGGAUCCAGCGGGCGGAAGGGGUCAUGAAAUGCGAAGUCACGGAUAGAGUUGUGGAUGAUAUUAGACAUUGUAUAUGCGCUGGAGAGCAGAGGGAUUGAAACUCGUGUAGCCAUGUAGCUGAUAUUUAUGAACCUCUGCAUGCAUUUGAAACAAACGAGUGGCUAGC